Syngnathus typhle (broad-nosed pipefish) is the source of this 5290-nucleotide messenger RNA. RefSeq names its product Kruppel like factor 12b (gene klf12b). The record is from RefSeq and is a predicted model, not a curated record. The transcript has 6 exons. Gene Ontology annotation, biological process: regulation of transcription by RNA polymerase II. Bases 271 to 1338 code for a protein of 355 amino acids. Lineage: Eukaryota; Metazoa; Chordata; Actinopteri; Syngnathiformes; Syngnathidae. Gene Ontology annotation, molecular function: DNA-binding transcription factor activity, RNA polymerase II-specific; RNA polymerase II cis-regulatory region sequence-specific DNA binding.
GUCAUUUGCAAGUACAACACAACUCUGUGCAGCGCUCCCCAUUCAUUUCCUGAGAGCUGCCUGCCUGUGUGCAGCAGCUGAGGCAGAAGGGGAGGGAGCUGCGCGUACACUCACACAUUCACACACGCACAAACACACAUGCACACACACUCUCACACACGUCCAUACUCACGAUAGCAGAGGAGACGAGGAGAGGGAGAGGAGACCGUGGAAAGGAAAACAGUCUCCACGGCUCUGAAGCUUCUGACACAAGGCCGCCGAAGAGACAGGAUGUUAAUGCUUGACGGAAUGCCUGCAGUCCGAGUCAAAGCCGAGCCCCUGGAAUCGCAACAAGGGUCCCCCAAAGUGCGGCCUUAUUCUGCGAUGGACGGCGUUCCCUUCUUCCUCAGCAGAGUGAAACCCGAACCUCCUGAAGACUUGCUCGCCCACGACCUGCACUUCCACACGCAGACUGAGCCGGUGGACCUGUCAAUCAACAAGCACCGCCCCUCAUUAUCCUCCACCACUACGUCAUCCUCCUCGCCGCUGCGAUCCGCCUUCUCUCCAUCCUCUCUGUCGUCGUCGUCCUCUUCGUCCUCGCCGUCGGUUAUCACCUCGGCGUCGUCGGUGCUCUCGCCGGGCCCUCUGGUGGCGCCCGGGAUGAGAGGUCAGCCAUAUUUGCACAUCCUGCACUCGGUGCCGCCGCCUCCGUCCAGCCCGCUGGGCCUGCAGGGCGCCGGAAAGCUGGGUGGGCGCGUACACCGCAUCCCGGUGGUGGUCCAGUCGCUGCCGCUCAUGUACACCACGGCCGUGCGUUCACCCUCCAGCCUCAACAACGCCAUCAUGCUACCUCUGCUGGACGACGCCAAGAGCCACGGAAAAGCCCACAUGGAACUCAACGGCCUGUCUCCGCGUCACAUCAAGAGUGACAGCGAUGACGACGACCUGCCAAACGUAACGUUGGACAGCGUCAACGAGACCGGCUCCACGGCACUGUCCAUAGCCCGAGCUGUACAAGAUUCAAUGUCACCGUUCAGUAUUGACAGCAUACGUCGCCCCCGGAGGUCGGAGUCGCCCGAUUCCAAAAAGCGGAGAAUCCACCGGUGCGAUUUUGAGGGCUGCAAUAAGGUUUACACCAAAAGCUCCCAUUUAAAAGCACAUCGAAGGACACAUACAGGAGAAAAGCCUUAUAAAUGCACCUGGGACGGCUGCACGUGGAAGUUCGCCCGCUCAGACGAACUGACCCGCCACUACCGGAAGCACACGGGCGUCAAGCCCUUCAAGUGCGCGGACUGCGACCGCAGCUUCUCUCGUUCGGACCACUUAGCCCUGCACCGGCGCCGACACAUGCUGGUGUGAGACAAGUGAGAAAUGAUCAGAAGGAAGGAUCCAGCACGCGCAGGGGAGCCGGAUCUCCCUGGGAAAUGUUCUUCAGCUGGCCUGGACACGCAGGAAAUAGAUGGCGCGGAAGAAGAAAGAAAACAGGGUCAAAUUGGGAUCCUCUCGGAAGGAACAGUCAGGAGCUUUUAUUGUCUUUUACAGCACUGUUUGGAAGUUUUUAACAUGGACUCUUUAAUCAGACAGGGGAGGAAAUUGCAAUUUUCAGAAUUUUUUUUGUCUUUAUAAUGUGAAAGACCCCAGAGUCUGGAGUUUUCUUUCUGCCAUUUUUUUUAAUGGUGAUGGAUCUCCAGAAGCAGACCGGAUUCGUCCGCAGAGGGCGCCACUUGAUCACGGAUGAAUUCCUCUGGCCUUUGAAUGAACCACCCGCAAGCCCAUUAACACAAAAGCCAAUGUUUGGCUGGACUAACUUUCAAAUUUCAUCAUUUGACAAAAACUACAACAACAAAAAUCUGGAGCCUCUCUGUUGGAUUUUUGUGCUGUGAUGAAGCAAUCAGAUCAAGUGCAAUCUUAAUGGUUACAACAGUAUACACUUUCUUUCAAUCACCUUUUUUCCUAUCAGGGGCCACUUUAGUCCUCUGAGGGCCAUACUAAAUUUGUGAAAAAAAAAUACCAUCGGACAAAUGUUUAUUAUUAUUGUUAUUAUUAUGUGUUAUGAGCCUUUGUGGGUCAAAUGUUUUUCGAGGGCCUUAUUUUCCUCAAGGUUUCAUUGCUUGCUUUAAACGCUUCAGCAACAUCGUGUACAGAGAACUUGACAACAAUCAUGAGAAGGACUUUACUUACCUUACUUUUUCUCUUGGCUGGUUUUGAAAUUUAUGGAUUUUUUUGCACAGCAGCACUUGACUUUCAAAUGGCUUAAUUGUUACAAAGAUGGCGGCAAAUGCACAUGCGCAGAAGACAUAAAAAGAAUGCAUUUUGGUUACAGAUGUCGUGUGGGUGAUUGAUGUCAGUUUUUUUUCUCCCGUCUGUACGCAUUAUUUAGCUGCCUCGGAGGUCAUCAACUACAAAAUACUUAGUCUGGAUUGUAAUGAGAACUAAAGUUGACGUUUUGUUACAUCCUUCCUUAGCGUACUUUAUAUGGGCAAAAGUAUUGGGACUACAUAACACAAACAACCCUAAGUGCAGUGGGAUCUCAAAAUUCCCCACCCAGGAAAAAUUGGCAAAUGAAAUAGUCAGUCUCAGGGUCAAACUGUCGCCCAUAUAACACUUUCCUUUACUCUACUGUACGGUUACUGUAGUUAAAUGACCAACAUCGGGUCUAACCCACCUCAGUGAAUUCAUGGCACACACUGGUCACAAAAAUACAACUUUAAAUGGUAUAUCGAUUUGAACUUUUUUUUUUUUAGUACAAUUUAAAAAAGUGAUUUAAGUAGGAAUUAAAACUGCAAAACAUCCGCCCGCAAGAAACCCACACAGGCUUUAACAUGCAAACUCCACACAGGAAGCUCCAAAUUGUUUAGAGUGUUCAAAUUUGCGUUUCCACUGUACUUAAAGAUUUGAUCAUCCCCAAUUCUUUUGCCCAUAAUUAACAAGAGAACAAAGAGAAAAAUCCCCAAUACAAAUACCAAUAUCUUUCCCACAAUAUUUAGAAUAUACCAUGGAUGAUUUUUUUUCUCAUAUGAAAUGCAGAAAUGCUUGUUCUGCCCACAGUGUUAAAAUAGUCAAGAUUCGUGUUAAAAUAGUCAAGAUUCUUUGAUAGUGAAAUUUUUCUUUUUUUAUUGGAGCCAAGCCAGUAAAAGGAACCAGUGACCUUUAUGUUUGUGUGUAUAUGUGUAUAUGUACACACACACACACACACACAUCCAUACACACACACACAUAUAUAGCACACACACAUAUAUAUAUAUAUAUAUAUAUAUAUAUAUAUAUAUAUACGGACAUACAUAAUAGCACCUUGUUAAAGCUCGACACCCAUGAACACCCGCCCUCAUACGUAUUAACCCCAUGUUUAAAAUGUAUAUGUUCGCUUUAUUUAUGUACUGUAUAUAAUUUGUGCACAUAUCAAUGUGUUUGUUAUGUUAGUGACAGAAUAUCAGCACCUUGUUUGUUUACUAUUAUUAGUUGAAUUUUUGUAAAAUGAUUUUGAAUGAAGAUGUCAAUUUAUAAACAAAAAAUGAUCAUCAUUAUCAUAUUUUAUGAUCUAUAUAAUAAAUAUAUAUAUAACAUUUUAUGAUUGAGGGUCACUUAAACAUGCUUAUAUUACUUUUCUUUGUGUACAAAAAUGUUGUAAUAUAUGUGAGGACGUUUUAAAGACGUGUGUGUGUAUAUAUGAAUAUACUGGAUACAGUAUAAUGUAUAUACGUACGUUGGCUAAAAAGGGCUCUUUGAUUCGAGGUGCAGGAUUUAUACAUGAGUCUUUUUUCAGAUUUUCAUUCAAAUUCAAUUGUUGUACACAAUCAAACAUGGGGCUAAAGGCUGUUCAAUUUCACUGGUUGGAUUAGUGGUUACACAAAACAAUACAUAUUUGACUUUACCUGAUAUUUUUAUGUUAAACUUGGAAGAAAAAUGGUGCCAAAGUUGUUUACAUAGCAGUUUCAUUUUUUGUUAUUUCACCAACAAUAAUAAGACCUUUUACACUUUUUAUUUAGUAUGUUUACAUUUCAGCGUGUUCCACAUAGUCAUAGUUGCUUUAUUUGUUCCAAAAGCUUAAAUUUUGAAUUAUCGUAAAUAUUAAGUCAAUCCAAUUUGUUUGUUUAUUGUUUUUCUGUUUACAAUAUUUCACAAAAUAUCACAUCAGCAAAAACAUAUUUUUCAAAAAACAAAAUUGUGUGGUUUAUAUAAAAUAUUAGGUAAAGUCUCUUGUAUUAAUCUAUUUUCAAUUCAAUCUUUUUUGGGGGAGGUUAAAAAGUAUUCAAUGAUCAGAAUGAUGAGUUUUGUUUGUAUACAAAUCCCACCUAAAUUCCAAAUCAGAAUAUGAAUUUGUUUCAUCUUAGCAGUGUUUUAAAAAAAUUACAUCCUGUCCUGACAGGGUGUAUUGUAUUUUCUCUUGAACAUCUUUUUAAAACCUAAUUGUGUAACGGUAACCAGGGUCAAAGUUAUGCAAUAAUAACAAUGCUAAUAAUAAUGUUUAUAAGUAGUGCCUCGUGUCACGUUACUGCUCCGUGCAGCAUUUUCAUUUGAUGGAAUAAUUUUUACAUCACAAAGCAACAGUUUAGGGGGAGAAAAAAAGCACAGACAACGAUAUGCAAGUCGUACUACCCAUAUUUUUAAUAGCAGUGAAUUUUCCGGAGUGAUUAGAUGCGUUGGUUGCAUCCUAGCACUAACAUCAUACACUGUUCAUAUUAUGAACUUCAUAAUACACUUUCUUACAAAAAAUAUUUGAUUCAAUCAAAUUUAUUUUAUGAUCCCGCAAAAAAAGAAAACACACAACAAGGAAUCCUACUCAACGUAGAUCGAUGCCUUUUUCUCAAUAAAUGAGUCUAUCGGUUCUAUAUUUACUUUACUCUCAAUGUACUUUUUGAUUUUGUGGUUCAGAAGAGUAGUGAAGCCGGCGGCUGUAUUUAAAUUUGCAGAUACUUCGUACAGUAUAUGGUUGUUAUUGUAUUUAUGUAAAGUGAGUGUAGUGUAAAUAGCUUUCAACCUUAUUUCCGAUCUUGACGUAAUGAAAAAUGUGAGCUUGCUCAACAGACCACAAAAGGGAGAUUUUGCUCACGGAAUAAUAACACAAUUGUACUUUUUUUUUUCAGAGGGGGGUGUCAAAUCUUUAAAAAUAUGGUGCCCAUUAUUUGUGUUACUCUUUUGUUUUUUUCUCAGAGUUUAAGUAGCCUAUCCAGUCUGUGCUUUGUCUUCUACUUCUUCUGUAUUUCUUUUUUUCAAAUGGAUGGAGCUGUGAAAUUUAAAUAAUUUGAAACAUUUAAAUGUAUAUUAAAUGAAUGGCGGCAUGAAGGUUAAUAAAUUUGCGUUUUAUAUGUAA